AUGGCCAGACGAGGAGACCGCCUCGCCUACCGCGCGUGCGCCGUCGCCGUCUUGGCAGCUUUCGCGGCAGCAGCAGCAGUUGGCGCCCAGCCGCAUCCGCAACCAGAGGGUCCCGUCUGGUCGCAGAGCCCGCUGCAGCACCCCAACCUGCGGCUCCUGCCCACGGACACAUGUGGACAGGACUACUCUGACCGCAUCACCGCCGGCGUGGCUCCCAUCAACAAGUACCCGUGGACGGCGCUGCUCAUCUACUCCUCAGGUGGCAGUGACCUGGUUAUCCGGUGUGGCGGCUCGCUCAUCACCAAACGCUACGUGCUGACCGUCUCCCACUGCGUCAACGGCAGGAAGCUCGGCUCCGACAAGCUACUGAGUGUACGCCUGGGCGACUGGGACCAGCGCACAGACGUGGACUGCGACGGCGACUUCUGCGCGCCGCCGGCCGAGGACUACGGCAUCGAGGAGGUCAUCCCGCACCCGCACUACGAGCCGCUGUCCUCCAGAAACGCCUCCAACGACAUUGCGCUGCUCAGACUCGACCGCAACGUCCCCAAUUCUCCUUUCAUUAGAACAAUAUGCUUGCCGAUUACGCCUGAGAUGAGGCAAGCAACAUUCGUCGGGAAGAAUCUUGUUUUGGCUGGAUGGGGUAGAACCGAAAAAGGUGGUUCCACGCCAGUGAAGCUGUACAUAGAUGUGCCGGUGGUGGACGAGCAGACCUGCCAGCAGAGGUACUCGCGCUGGGACCGGCGCAUCGUGCCGUCGCAGAUCUGCGCCGGCGGCAGGGGCGGCGAUGACUCCUGCGCCAGCAACAGCGGCAGCGCGCUCAUGGCCUUAGAGGGCCAGCCCCCCAGGGCCUACCUCAUCGGAGUCGACUCGUACGGUCGCCGCGAUUGUGGCGUGGUGGGCCACCCUGACGUCUACACCCGUGUCUCCUCCUUCCUCACGUGGAUACUCGACACCAUUCGGCCAUAACGUCAUUUACUUGUCAUACACCAAACCACAUCCACAACACAUCAUUGUGGUCUAUCGCCAUAUGCACCAUUCGACUGGAUGCAUCCAGACGAAGUAC
Schistocerca americana (American grasshopper) is the source of this 1066-nucleotide messenger RNA. RefSeq names its product CLIP domain-containing serine protease 2-like. Lineage: Eukaryota; Metazoa; Arthropoda; Insecta; Orthoptera; Acrididae. The record is from RefSeq and is a predicted model, not a curated record. The coding region runs from base 1 to 969 and encodes 322 amino acids. The transcript is spliced from 7 exons. Gene Ontology annotation, biological process: proteolysis. Gene Ontology annotation, molecular function: serine-type endopeptidase activity.